This is a messenger RNA of Cooperia oncophora, 401 nucleotides long. The record is from the annotation of a GenBank genome assembly. NCBI's taxonomy places the organism in Eukaryota, Metazoa, Nematoda, Chromadorea, Rhabditida, Trichostrongylidae.
AUGAAUACCGCCAUCAUUGUGCUGAUCAUCGCCGGUGCAGCAGUGUGCCAGCCAUCUGGCGGGGAGCGCUUCCCAUGUGGUGGUUUUUUUGUGCGUCCUCCACCACCACCCUACCUGAAAAAUCUUUCUGGAGAAGCUCGUAACGAAUAUGUUGAAAUCCAACGUAGCGUAAAUGACUCUAUCGCCACCCAGAUGCAAAAUAUUCUUACUUGGGCGGAGAAGUAUGGAAUUGAGUCACAAGUACAGGAGUUUGAGUCCAGCAAGGCCAGGAUCUUGAGCGAAGUGAAGCAGAAUGUUACUGCUGCCAUCAGCGAUUUGAGCACGGUUCUGGAACAGUACUACUCCAUAAUGGACAACGACGAUCAGUCACUCAUAGAACAAAGAAGACAAUUCAGAAAUCU